Molecule: messenger RNA, 8461 nt
Organism: Sinocyclocheilus rhinocerous
Lineage: Eukaryota; Metazoa; Chordata; Actinopteri; Cypriniformes; Cyprinidae
Product: zonadhesin-like
Exons: 53
Coding region: 8-8266 (2752 amino acids)
Cellular component (GO): membrane
Molecular function (GO): protein binding
Source: RefSeq, a predicted model, not a curated record
UCCAGACAUGGGACAUCUGGAGUUAAUACUAGUGCUAACAUGGAUAAUAGGUUGCUUUACCAUAGACAACAACGCAAAUAGAUAUGACGUGACAGAGAGAGAUGCUGCAGUACUGGCCUCCUGUGAUUUCAACAAAAACGAAGAACCUUUCUGCAACUUCCAACAAGACCCUGCAGAUAAUGGUGACUGGACACGUCACACUGGACCCACCCCAACCCCAGGCACUGGACCUGAUGGAGACUAUCCGGAUGGAACUGGCUUUUACAUAUAUCAUGAGGCUGACAACUCCAUAAAUGGACAGAACGUACGCCUUCUCAGCCCAGUUAUUAGUAGUGAACCUUCUGAGAUCUGUGUACAGUUCAACUACUACAUGUAUGGCUCUGACAGCAGUAACACCCUGACUGUGUUGACCAAACGUACUGGCUCUGAGGAACAAAUGUGGCAAAAAACUGGGAUACAAAGCCCAUCAUGGCUUGGAGCCUCUGUCACAGUGCCCAUACCAGCUGGACAGACUGCUCAGAUUGUAUUUCAGGCAAUGCGUGGGUUCUCUUCAUCAUGUGACACUGCCCUGGAUAACAUUGUCAUCACCGAGGGAGCCUGUGCUGGCUGUAUAGCUGGGUGUGAUUUUGAUGAUACUGAUGAAUGUGGCUGGACAAAUGUGAUAACUAAUGAAGAAAUCUUUGGUUGGGAGUUUUGGACUGGACAGACAGAUACACCAGGCACUGGCCCCGAUGAUGACUUCUCCAAACCAGGAUUGGGGUCGUACCUGUUAAUGGACUCCAUCUAUAGCAUUGAAGGAGAAUCUGCUCAGCUCUGGAGCCCCUCUACCUCAGCAUCUGGUUGCCUACAGCUGGACUUUCAUUACUACAUGUAUGGCAGUGCCGCCAACAUGGAGCUUAAUGUCCAUGCAGUCACCACCGGUGUGGCACUUGGAGCCCCUAUUUUCAGCCUCAAAGGAAAUCAAGGUCAGGGCUGGAAGCCUGCAAGCAUUCGCUACACUGGUUCAGCUGAUUCAGUGGAGUUUGUAAUUGUUGGGGUUUAUGGUGAAACAGACAAGACAGAUAUUGCAAUUGAUAGUGUCUGCAUUACCACUUGUACAGCAACUCCAACAACACCUAAGCCAUCCCCACCCCAACCCACUACACCUAAGCCAUCAACACCACAACCCACUUCACCUAAACCAUCAACACCCCAACCCACUACACCUAAACCAUCAACACCCCAACCCACUACACCUAAGCCAUCAACACCACAACCCACUUCACCUAAACCAACGACACCAGGUCCAUCAUCCCCUAAUCCAUCUACACCCCAACCCACUACACCUAAACCAUCAACACCCCAACCCACUACACCUAAGCCAUCAACACCACAACCCACUUCACCUAAACCAACGACACCAGGUACAUCAUCCCCUAAUCCAUCUACACCCCAACCCACUACACCUAAACCAACGACACCGGGUCCAUCAACUCCUAAGCCAACAACACCUAAGCCAACUACUCCAGAACCAACACCACCAGUGAACUGCCCUCCAGACUCUGAGUACAUUGAUUGCGGCCCAGCCUGUAUUCCUUCAUGUGCAGAGCCCUCUACUAACUGCUCUGGUUCUUGCAUCAGCGGCUGCUUCUGUAAACCAGGAUUUGUUUUCCGUGGCCGGCGCUGUGUUCCUAUUGAGCAGUGUGGAUGUCUGGAUGAAGAAAACAAUUACUUUGAGCCCGGUGAGAUCAUAUUUGGAGAUAGCUGUUCCAAGUUGUGUCGCUGUGCUGGCAACUACACUUUCGACUGUGUGGACAACACCUGUGACCCUGUGACAGAAGAAUGUCGGGAGGUUGGUGGAGUGCAUGGCUGCUACCCUAAAGGAACCUCCACCUGUAUUGCUUCUGGUGACCCCCAUUACAACACCUUUGAUAACCGGCGCUAUGACUUCAUGGGAAACUGUUCUUACCUGAUGUCCGAGCCUUGUAACAGCACAGACGUGCCUUACUUCGCUGUAUACACAGACAAUGAGAAUCGCUACAACAAUCCUCAUAUCAGCUAUGUAAAAGCAGUUCAUGUCCAUGCACUGGGAGUCAUAGUGUCCAUUCUGAAAGGAGGAACUGUGCAGGUCAAUGGUACCAAAGUGAACAUUCCUCUGAGUCCUGUCAGUGGUGUUGACAUUUUCAUGUCUGGAAAGCACUACACAGUGGCCUUGAACUUUGGAGUAACUGUACGUUACGACGGAAACCACUAUAUGGACAUUAAAGUUAUCAAGGAGGAUUUUUCACUCACAGGAACCUCCACCUGUAUUGCUUCUGGUGACCCCCAUUACAACACCUUUGAUAACCGGCGCUAUGACUUCAUGGGAAACUUGAUGUCCGAGAUGUCCGAGCCUUGUAACAGCACAGACGUGCAUUACUUCGCUGUAUACACAGACAAUGACAACAAUCCUAACAAUCCUCAUAUCAGCUAUGUAAAAGCAGUUCAUGUCCAUGCACUGGGAGUCAUAGUGUCCAUUCUGAAAGGAGGAACUGUGCAGGUCAAUGGUACCAAAGUGAACAUUCCUCUGAGUCCUGUCAGUGGUGUUGACAUUUUCAUGUCUGGAAAGCACUACACAGUGGCCUUGAACUUUGGAGUAACUGUACGUUACGACGGAAACCACUAUAUGGACAUUAAAGUUAUCAAGGACUAUGAGGACAAACUUUGUGGGCUGUGUGGGGACUACAAUGAAGACCCUCAGGAUGACUUCCAGACCCCAACUGGUGAAAUGGUCCAAAGCCCCAAUGACUUUGGCCACAGCUGGAACAUAGACCCUGAGUGUAACAAGCCUGAGGUUGGCCCACCCCCAGGGUGUACAGAUGCUGAGCAGGAGUUGUAUGAAGGGUCUGCUUACUGUGGUAUCAUAUUGGACAGCAAUGGCCCUUUUGCUGCUUGCCAUCCAAAAGUCAACCCCAAUGGUUUCUUCCAAGACUGCUUGUUUGAUGUUUGUGAGCUGGAUGGUGCUCAUUCUGCAUUGUGUGAAGCAAUAGAGUCAUACGUCAAUGAAUGUCAGGACCGUGGCGUCACAAUUGGACCCUGGAGAAACAGCACCUUCUGUCCUCUGAAAUGCCCAGCCAACAGUCACUUUGAAUCAUGUGCACCAGUUUGCCAGCCUUCCUGCAAUCCAAUUCCACCAAGUCAGUGCACCGGGCCCUGUUCUGAAGGAUGUGUUUGUGACCCUGGAUAUAUCCUCAGUGCUGGCCAGUGCGUGAAAGAAGACACUUGUGGUUGCAGCUAUAAUGGACAAUAUUAUAAGCCAGGUGAAGAGUUCUUCACUAAGGACUGUGAGCUACUGUGUAAGUGCAACCCCCCAUUUGUUACCUGUAAUGCUGCUGACUGCCCACCAAUGGAACAAUGUGGAGUACAGGAUGGCGUAAUUGGGUGUUUCCCACAAGAAUCUCAAGACUGUAUUAUCUCUGGUGAUCCUCAUUAUAACACUUUUGAUGGCAAAUACUACGCCUACAUGGGCACUUGCACCUACACUCUGGCCCGCACCUGCAAAAAUAACACUGGCCCCUGGUUCUCCAUUGAGGGCAAGAAUGAGGAGAGAGGCAUUUCUGGCGUUUCUUACCUGAGGAAACUCUAUGUGACUGUAGAUGGCAUCACUGUGACAAUGAUGAAAAACAGGAGAACUCUGGUGAAUGGACUCAGGGUGUCUCUCCCUCACUCCCCAUCUCCGCUGAUUUCGCUGUCUGUUGCUGGACAAUAUGUAAUCCUCACAACUCCGUUCGGCCUGAAGGUGCAGUGGGAUGGCAAUCAUUACGCCAAGAUCUCUGUUCCCAGUUCCUACUAUGACCAGAUGUGUGGCCUGUGUGGGGACUAUGACGGAAACCCCAAUAAUGAUUUCACUAAGCCAGAUGGCUCCCAAACCGACAACUCAAGUCAGUUUGGCGACAGCUGGCAAACUGAUGAGGAUGAGGAUGCAAUGUGCAAGCCUGACCCCGGGCCUCAACCACCCUGCGAUCCUGUGCUGGAGGGUGUCGUGUCAAACCCAGAGAACUGUGGGAGAAUAACUGACACAAAUGGAGCAUUUAGGGACUGUAUAAAGGUGGUGGACCCGUUGCCUUUCUUCCAGAGCUGUGUGUUUGAUAUGUGCCGUUAUCAGGGGCUGCAGCAGGUCCUUUGUGACCAGCUUCAGGCUUACACUGAUGCUUGCCUGAGUGCAGGUGCACCUGUCCAUCAGUGGAGGGAGCCAGACUUCUGCCUGAAUGAAGAGGUAAAUGAGAGCUGGUAUCUGGAGGGCUGUACACAGAAGUGUACAUGUGAGGGUGGAGGAACUAUUCAGUGUUACAACACCAGCUGUCUUCCUACUGAGAGCUGCCAACUUCAAGAUGGAGUCUAUGUCUGCAAACCACUUGGUACAGGCAUUUGCUCAGUUUCUGGUGACCCUCAUUAUAAUACCUUUGAUGAUAAAGUACAUCACUUCAUGGGUGCCUGUUCCUACACUCUCACUAAGCCCUGUAAUGAGACCUCCGGCUUGCCAUACUUUUCUGUGGAGACACAGAACGAGCACAGAGACAAUAAUAAGAAAGUAUCUUAUGUAAGAUCUGUCAUCAUCAAUGUGCAAGACACAACAGUCAUUUUGGGCAAGGGUCGCAAAGUUCAGGUGAAUGGAGUUCAGGUCACUGUGCCUGUCACACUUUCAAAUGGUAUUAAGAUCUUCCUAAGUGGCAAAUUUGUGGUGCUCGAGACAGACUUCGGAUUGCGUGUCCGUUUUGAUGGAAACCAUCAUGCAGAUGUCACCUUGCCUUCCUCCUACAGCGGACUGUUAUGUGGACUCUGUGGAAAUUAUAAUGGUGAUCCUAAUGAUGACAACAUCAAGUCAGAUGGAAUGCCAACAGACAGCACCAAUGAGCUUGGAGAAAGCUGGCAGGUGCCCGAUGACAGACCAGAUUGUACUCAUGGUGGAGGAGACAUUGAAUGUGAUGACAAGAUCCAGAAUGAAGCAAAGAAACCUACUAGCUGUGGCAUGAUCACCGACCCCAAUGGAAUCUUCAAGACAUGUCAUGCAGUGGUACCUCCCGGUCCUUACUUUGAGAACUGUGUGUUUGAUCAGUGUGGCACUGGUGGGGCCACAGUGGCACUGUGCCAAGCUAUUCAAAGCUAUGCUGACCUGUGCGCUCAAGCUGGGGUGCCAAUUAACUGGAGGAAUAACACCUUCUGCCCUAUUAAAUGUCCGGUUGGUAGUCACUAUGAGCCGUGCGGUUCAGCCUGCCCAGCCAGUUGUCAGGACCCUGGAUCUGAAGGCAUCUGUUCUGAGCCCUGUGUUGAGGGAUGUGUGUGUGACCCUGGUUUUGUCCUCAGUGGAGACAAGUGUGUGCCCUUCAGUGAGUGUGGUUGCACUGACAGAGACAACAACUACAGGCCUGUUGGAGACAGCUGGUUCACAAAAGAUGAUUGCACAGAGCGCUGUGUUUGUUCACCUUUCAAUAAGGUGACAUGCGAGGCAUGGCAAUGUGGUCCCGCUCAGGAAUGUAAGGUCAAUGAGGGUGAACUGGGCUGUGUGAACACAGGAGUGGGCAUUUGCCACAUUGCUGGUGAUCCUCACUACUACACUUUUGAUGGCAUCAUGCACACCUACAUGGGUACCUGCACUUAUACGCUGGUGGCGAUAUGCGACACCUCUAUGGUGACACCCUUCACCAUUGUGGCCAAGAACGAAGAACGCGGCCAACCAGAAGCUUCGUAUGUUCGCUCUGUGACCGUCUACCUGCCCACUGCCAACAUCACCAUCAGCAAGAGUGGAAGAGUACUGGUGAAUGAACGCAGGAUAAAAACCCCCUACGACAUCAGUUCAGCCAAGGCGCGGGUGUUCACCAGUGGAGUAAACACCGUACUAGACACUGACUUUGGCCUGAUUGUGAAGUUUGAUGGAGUGCACCAUAUUGAAAUCACAGUCCCUGGAGACUAUUUCAACAAGGUGUGUGGAAUGUGUGGUAACUACAACGGAGAUUCCUCUGAUGACAACUUGAUGCCUGACGGCAAACCAGCCAAAGAUGCCAUUGAACUUGGUGACAGCUGGAAGGCAGAGGGAGACAGUGAUCCUGGAUGUCAACCUGAUCCACGGCCAGAUGACAAACCCAACUGCGACGAGAAUGAGGAGGAAAUCUACAAGUCACAGUGCGCGGCGUCUAUCCUGUCUGAUCUCUUCAAGCCCUGUCACUCUCUCAUUCCUCCAGAAUCUUUCCUGGGGAACUGCGUCUAUGACAUGUGUGAAUAUGAUGGCAUGCAGUCGACUCUGUGCGAUAACAUUGAAGCUUACGCUCAGGCCUGUCAUAGCGCUGGAGUCACGAUCAGCUGGAGAAACAGCACCUUCUGUCCUCUCCCGUGCCCACCAAACAGUCACUAUUCUGAGUGCACAGCACCAUGUCCUCCUACCUGUGCCGAUCUCUUCCCCGUAUUCUGCCCAUUACCACCCAAUAGCUGUGUAGAGGGCUGCCAGUGCAAUGGAGGUUUUGUGCUAAGUGAUGGCAAGUGUGUUCCCCUCUCAAGCUGUGGAUGUGUUGACAGCAAUGGAGAGUAUCAUGAUGUGGGAGAUUCGUGGAUAACUGACCACUGCGAACAGAGGUGCAGCUGCAGCCUUGGAGGAGUGCUGUCCUGCACGUCCUUUGAAUGCAAUGACAACUCAAUCUGUGAUCUUGACAGCAAUGGAGACCGUUACUGCAAACCUGAGAAAUUCGAUGACUGCAAUAUUGCCGGGGACCCUCACUAUCGUACCUUUGACAAAUACAAUCACCACUACCAGGGAGCAUAUACCUAUGUAUUAACUCAGAGCAACAAUCUGCCCAGCUCCCUCACCCCUUUCAUAGUCCGUGGCAAAAACCAGCGGCAGGGAGGCAUCAGCCGGGUGUCGCUCCUGCGUGAGGUCUAUGUGGAUGUGUACGGCAUUACUGUUCGCUUUCAACAGAAGAAGAAAGUGCUGGUCAAUGAUGAGAAAGUUGGUCUACCGUUCAGUCCUGUACGUGGAGUUAACAUAAAAACAAAGUCUCGCUUUGUUAUGCUCACAACUGACUUUGGCCUUUCUGUGCGCUUUGAUGGCAAUGCUCAAUCAGUGGUGACUCUGCCUAGUGUAUACAGAUCUCGUGUGCUCGGUCUUUGCGGUAAUUAUGAUGGACGCACCAGUAACGAGUACACAAAACCAGACGGCACAGUUACCCGCAACCUCAAUGAGUUUGGAGACAGCUGGAGAGUAACUGACAGACAGGCGGGUCUUCGUACCACAUCCCUACCAAAGAUGGUGCACCUACACAAGCGUGAAGUGGAGGCCGAUCCAGAUUCAGGGUUUGAGACGACGGGCUGCACAGAUGCUCUGCUGGAUGAGCUGAACGGGAAUAAAAUGUGUGGGGCUCUCAGUGACCCUGCUGGUCCUUUCACUGCCUGUCAUGCUGUGAUCGCUCCGAAUGACUUCCAAGAGGAUUGUGUGUUUGACCUGUGUGCUGAGCAGGGCAAUGAAGAGCUGCGCUGUGAAAAUUACGCUGUCUACGCUCGGGCUUGCCAAGAUCAGGGUGUUGAACUAGGGCAGUGGAGACAAGAGCUGAAUUGCGGUCUGCAAUGUGGGCCCAACAGCAACUACUCCGUCUGUAUGACUCCAUGCCCAGCAUCCUGCGCAGACCUGGCGGCUCCCUCUGAGUGUGAGCAAAUACUGUGUGUGGAGGGAUGUAUCUGCUCCCCUGGCUUUGUCCUGAGCGACCAAGACUGUGUGCCUUACAGCGAGUGUGGAUGCACUUACCUCGAUCGCUACUAUCUGCUGAAGGAGACAUUUGUGACAGAAGAUUGUUCACAGAGUUGUGAAUGUACUACCACUGGUGCUGUGUGUCAAACAAAGGGCUGUGGAGACAAUGAGAUCUGCACUGUGUACAAUACCAAACGCGACUGUUAUAAAUCGAGUCCAUGUUUGAGCUCGCCCUGUGAGAAUGAUGGGACCUGUGUGGAAAAAGCAGAUGGUUCUGGUUACACCUGCACUUGCUCUGAAGGUUUUGAGGGCACAAACUGUGAGAUCUUAAAAAUCCCCUCUGAGGGAGGCCUGGAUCAAACAGCUAUUAUCUUGAUUGGAGUCCUCGUGCCCCUUGGCAUCAUCCUCAUAGUCACAGCAACUGUUUGCAUUUACAAGAAGUGCAGCCGCAAAAAGAUAAGUUAUGAAUCAAGUACAUUAGAGUUGAACAAAAAGACAGAUCAACCCUAUGAAACUCUAGAUGAGGGUAAGAAGCAGGAAACAGACAACAGUGUGCUGAAGGCCACAACAUUCUGAAGCUAAACCUCAGUUUUUUGACACUGAUUUGCUGACAAGAUUUUGAUUAUAUUUAUUCACUUUAAAUAUCUUUGUGAAAUAUGUGAAUUAACAGGCAAAACCUAUGUUUAUAUUUUACUUUAAAAAAAAUUUUCAGUAACUUAUUUGUAAACAUCGUUGUAAUUUUUGGUGUUAGCAAUGUUAUGAUUUGGGUAA